Molecule: messenger RNA, 702 nt
Organism: Zootoca vivipara (common lizard)
Lineage: Eukaryota; Metazoa; Chordata; Lepidosauria; Squamata; Lacertidae
Gene: ATP5PD
Product: ATP synthase peripheral stalk subunit d
Biological process (GO): proton motive force-driven ATP synthesis
Molecular function (GO): proton transmembrane transporter activity
Source: RefSeq, a predicted model, not a curated record
GUGUGCGGCGGACUAUUUCCGGGAUUGCUGGUCCUGAUUGGUCACGGCGAUGACGGUCAGGCUCUCCUUCCGGGAGGACGUUUCCGGCGACUUCUGUAUCGUGAGGGUGAAGGGUUGCUGAAGAAAGUAACAAUGGCUGCCCGCAGAUUUACUCUGAAAGCAGUAGACUGGAUGGCAUUUGCUGAGCGAGUGCCUCCCAAUCAGAAGCCCAUGUUUAAUGCCCUGAAAACACGCAGUGAUGCUCUGGCAGCCAAGCUUGCUUCUUUGCCAGAGAAUCCCCCAGCUAUAGAUUGGGCUUUUUACAAGACAACAAUUGCUGAAAAGGGCAUGGUAGAUGAAUUUGAGAAAAAGUUUAAAGCAAUCAAGAUUCCUGAGCCUGUGGAUACCCAGUCAUCUAAGAUAGAUGCCCAAGAAAAAGAGGCUGACAAGAAUGCUGCUUCUUUCAUACAAGCCUCUAAGCAACGUGUUGUUGAGCAUGAGAAAGAGCUUCAGAAAAUUAGAAAUGUGAUUCCUUUUGAUCAGAUGACAAUGGAGGAUUUCCAAGAUGCAUUUCCUGCAUGUAGGCUGGACAAAGAAAAGUACCCAUAUUGGCCACACAAGCCUAUUGCCGAUUUGUAAGAGCUGUCUGUCUAAAAGAACUUUGCCAUAUCCAGCAACUCUAGAAUCCAUGGGAGCAUGUUAAAUAAAGUAAUUCUACAGGAA